AUGCCCCCCACUACGCCCUCCUUUGACUGGUCCCAGGGCUCCGUCUUCCUACAAGACGGUAUAAUUUACUACUCUCCCAAUUGUAACCGACCAGUCCGUAUCAAGGCCCCAGAGCGGAAUCACCCCCACCCAUUCCCCGAACGUGCAGAGCCAGAUCCCACCUCUGUCAAGCAUCCUGUCUGGUGGACAGACACCUUUGGGUGGAUGUCCUUCAUACCGCUCAACCCAUCCUUUAUCUCCGACCCCUUCGACACCUUUACCUGGCAGCCUGAGCUGGAUGUAACUCCUAGCUAUAAUACUCCACCCGGUCCCACUCUCUACCAGCUCGAAAUUCAUACUAUAAAGCAUUGGCGGUUUAAGGAACAAUGUUUACUGGAAGCUGCGCACAAAAUGAAGCUAUGGUACCACGUACCAGCCAGUCAACCACCCCCGCCUUCCAUCUUUAAAUACGAUGAGCCCUACACAUCGAAAGAAGAAGCUUAUCGCCAGAUUAAAUUGGCGCGAGAUUGGUUUGCCGUAUGGAUGGGAUUCUUUGCAUAUUUCGCUGCGUGUGCAAAGUAUGACAAGUAUUGUGCAGGAAAGAUGGUGAGAGAACAGGGCGAGUUACUACCCCGAUGGUAUACCAGGCUGCUCGAGGAGGUUCCGAUGCUACAGCGAUCCUGGUUGGACGGGCUUUUAACAUCGCCAGCGUGUGUAUUCUCACCCGACACUCAGCGUGCAGGGAUAGUUAUUCCCUGGUAUGAAUAUGACAAUCGGAGGCCCGAGAUACAGUUCUUCCUGGACCAGCAGAUUCCUGUUUUCUUUCCGUGGUGUGCCAUCGCAGAACAGGCCAUCAUAAACAACCCCACCCUUCGCUAUCUUGAGCCUCCUGCAAACCUUGUUCGGGAUGCCCUUGAGAAGUUUCUGAACCGAUUCCCCAGUGUUCCUCUCGCUGGCCUAAUCCUUAGUACGUCGUUGGUCACGAAAUAUAUGUAUGAAAAAUUUGCCUCGCAAACCGACAAGGUCAAGGCGGCUAUGGAGGAGAACCAGGUGGAGGCCACGGUUGCAGAAUUGAGGGAGAUAGUAAGCCGAGCCAUGGACAUGGACCUCGCAGAGGCCGAGCGAGCCAUAGCAAAUCUCCCCACUCACGAUUGGAUGGACAAAGGUGACUACCACCGGAGAGGAGAGUUGUACGACCACGUCUCGAUAUUCUUGGAGAAACGCGAGAGAAACCAGCGCUUUAUCAUUGCGACUGAGACCGAGGACGCAAAGAUCAAAAGGCUUCAAAGAGAGGAGGCCCUCCCGGGGUACAACACAUCGGUCUAUAGGUGGAAAAGUGUCACAACGCCGGGGGGGGAAGGAAUUAUACAUGCGAGUUCGCCUCCUUCGAUCAAAGCACGAGAGACUGUUCGCAAAGUCUCAAACGAGUGGGACAUUUUUGAUGAAGUGGAUUUGCCACGAAAAUAUCUGCAAUUUGUGGACCCCCCUCCUAGGAAGGACGGUUAUAUCUACGACUAUCCUAUCCAAGCCGCCCGCAUCAAUCCCCAGUCCAUCAUCCCCGACAACGAUGUACCCCGUGUGGAAUCCGUUCCCGUCAUCCCAGAACCCUGUGUAGACUCUUCCUCGGGUGGUGCGACUUCCCCUCAUGAACCUCAGUACGAAACAUUCCCCAUGGACACGGAGGAAUUUCAGGAGGGGCCUUCCCAGCCUCCGGUACAUCGUCCAGAGCCGGGCCCCUCCACCAUGGAUACCGACACUGAUGAAGCUUCGAAAAUCCACGAUUACGAUUGGGACACCGCCGACCUCAUCUCCAACUUGCGAUACAGCUAUGGAUUCGUAGCCUCUGUAGUCCCGAAGAAGGAGGAUAAGACACCGGAAGGCUGGAAACACGCCUGUCAACACUUUGGGUUUAGGAAGGAUGGGGCAGAACAGUUUGUCUCAAACACGGAUCAUCAACUCAUCUGUCAGUUUCAUGACGGUUUGAUGGGGUCAACUGACCGUCCGCUCCCUCAAGACAUUCACGAUCUCCACCCGCAAAAUUACCUAUCCCUUCAAGUUUUAGGGAAUCUCAGCCUCAUCCAUCGGCCCAUCCCAAAUCUAUUUGUUUUCGCUCAUCACGACAUACGUGCACCUCAGGAAGAGUCCGACAGAAUGUCUGCUGAUUGGAGUAUUGGAGUCGAAACCCCAGAGGCUGCUUUAUAUGUCUUACGAGUCUUCCAGUCCCAUCCUGGGCAUACAGUUGUCAGUGUGGCACACAGACUUUUGUCCAAAGGAGUGCAGUUUCGAACUCUUGUCGGGCGUAAAAAUGUGGUUCAGGUGCAUCAACCCUACAAGGAAGUUACCUUUUACCGCAAAGUCAGCUACAAGUUUACCAACGACGACUAUGAGUCCUCGAUGCUGGCCUGUCGGCAGAUACUGGACCAACAACGCGGUCGUGCAGCGCUACUCAUGGGUGGAAUAGUAGGACGAAUCGCCAAAGAGUAUCUGAGCACAGAGUCUGUUCUCCAGGGCCCAUCAGUGGAAUUGCUGAGAAAUGGACGCGGAUAUGUCGCUAAUCCAGAGGCCGAGUUGCUGGCUUACUGCGAUGACGGGCUUACAGAACACGAUAUUGCGAUUAUUAUCGGGUCGUAUUCUCUCAUGACGGAUUUUAAAAAUCAGGUCGGAGUCAAGUCUUGGUUUCCUCCCCCGGCGGUAUGGAAUGAAAUCGACAGGAAUGGGAUAGGAUGGCUGGAAUGGACUGAACGCAACGAGUACUGGUACCAGACUAGGCUGGAAUUAAUUCGAAAUGGCAAAGCGCAACCUUUAACGCUUCAAGACUGGAAGAGCCUUCUCAAAAAUAAGCCAGUCCGUGUUCUAAGGGAAUCGGUGCGAGCUCGAUCAGCGGCAUUUGUCCAUGAACAUAUCCCCGUAACCAGGAAUCCUCGUAGAUAG
This is a messenger RNA of Psilocybe cubensis, 2910 nucleotides long. RefSeq lists its product as uncharacterized. NCBI's taxonomy places the organism in Eukaryota, Fungi, Basidiomycota, Agaricomycetes, Agaricales, Agrocybaceae. The record is from RefSeq and is a predicted model, not a curated record. The transcript is spliced from 5 exons. Bases 1 to 2910 code for a protein of 969 amino acids.